AUGGCCUCUUCUGCUGCCCCGCAAAACAAGAAAAUAGUCGAGGGUAUCUUCGCGAUAAAUAAACCUCCUCUGGCCUCCUCGGCUGGCGUCCUUCGCGAUCUCCAAACCCACUUCUCAACCUCCCCUCUCUUCCACCCAUGGCUCGAAUCCCAGCGUCGGGCCAUGUACCUCUCCAACGCCCGCCCCAGACACAUUUCCAACCUCAAAGUAAAGCUCGGUCACGGCGGCACCCUUGAUCCCAUGGCCACGGGAGUCUUGAUCGUCGGCGUAGGCAAGGGCACAAAGUGUCUACAGCGAUUCCUCGAAUGCACCAAGACGUAUGAAUGCACCGUCUUGUUUGGCGCAGCGACGGACACGUAUGAUGCCGUUGGGAAGGUUGUUGGAAAGGCAGAAUAUGCGCAUGUGACAAGGCAAUUGGUGGAAGACAAGUUGGGCCAGUUUCGGGGCAAGAUCAUGCAGAAGCCGAGCGUCUUCUCCGCACUCAAGGUGGAUGGCAAGAAGAUGUACGAGUAUGCACGAGAAGGCGGCGCUAUACCCGAAGUUGCUGCACGGCCGGUCGAGGUCUUGGAGAUGGAGUUGGUUGAGUGGCUGGAGCCGGGCAGUCACGACUUCAAGUGGCCCGAGGAAGAGGUUGACGGUGAACAAAUGGCGGGCGCAAAGAAAUUACUGGGAAUCAGAAAGCAAGACAUGGACACAUAUACAGAUAUUGCGGCAAGACGAAGUCGCAAGCGCUCGCGCAGUCCCCAGACGGAGAGUGACCACGUCGAGAAUGCAGGCGAGCAGCCCAAACGGCCACGAACAGACAGCGAACCCGCCAUGAGCGGCGCGCUGCCCGAAGCCCAAGAUACCAACACCAACACCGACAUCACGGCCACAACAACAGCAACAGAGUCAGCAACAUCCGACACCCCACAAGCUCCACCCUCCCAACCACAAGCCCCCGCCGCCCGCCUCCGCAUGACCGUAACCUCGGGCUUCUACGUCCGCUCUCUCUGCCACGACCUCGGUCUAGCCUGCAACUCCCUCGCCCUAAUGUCCUCUCUCAUCCGCACCCGCCAAGGCGCCUAUUGUCUCCCUGGCAUUACUCCCCCUGACCCCUCAACCACCCCACCACUCCCAGUCCUCGAAUACGCGGACCUAGAUGCUGGGGAGCAUGUCUGGGAGCCCAAGGUUAGGGAUAUGUUGGAGGGGUUUAUGCAGAGCGAGGGGUGGGAGGUAGACGAAUUAGAGGGCGAGGAGAGUUGGGAGGAGAGGAAGGAUAGGGAUAGGGAGAGGAGUUAUAGGGGUGGUGGUGGUGGAGGAGGAGGAUGGAAGGGCAAGGGAAAGGGAAACGGGGGCUGGAAUGCAAAGGGAAAUGGGUAUAGUAAGAAAAUGGAUGGCGGGGGGGGAUAG
Molecule: messenger RNA, 1392 nt
Organism: Plenodomus lingam JN3
Lineage: Eukaryota; Fungi; Ascomycota; Dothideomycetes; Pleosporales; Leptosphaeriaceae
Biological process (GO): mRNA pseudouridine synthesis; tRNA modification
Cellular component (GO): mitochondrion
Molecular function (GO): pseudouridine synthase activity; RNA binding
Source: RefSeq, a predicted model, not a curated record